Molecule: messenger RNA, 1467 nt
Organism: Puccinia triticina
Lineage: Eukaryota; Fungi; Basidiomycota; Pucciniomycetes; Pucciniales; Pucciniaceae
Exons: 10
Coding region: 1-1467 (488 amino acids)
Source: RefSeq, a predicted model, not a curated record
AUGAAGCAAACGAUAUUUUAUGCGCUUUCGGCUCUCCAACUAUUGAGCCAGACGUCCUGUACUCCUCUGACGACUUCAAAGUUACCGACGAGAUCCAAUGAUGUAUUAUUAUUCUCAAGGGAUGUCCGAUCUCAUUUGAGAUAUCGUCGAAGUCCUCUGCCACAAGCUGCGAGGGAACAAAGACAAGAGCUGAAACUCGAAAACAGCGUCCCAAAUGUCCGGCAAGUCGAUGCUAAGAACACGAAGAGUGACGUGGCCGUGCAAGAAGCUGCCAAGACACUUACUCUGGCGACAAGAAAAGUGGAAGACAUCAUUAUGGUUCUUCAGAAUCCUCAAGCAUCCGAAGCCGACAUCCGUAAGGCUGCUCAAGAGGCCCUCAGGAUCGAAGCAAGCGAAGAUUUUCACAGAGAAACACUUGCUAGUGCUUCUCAAAACAGCACUGGAGCUCAGGAAGCACUUGCCAUCAUCAGGGAUCAAGGCCCUAGAGUAAUUGCUGGCUUCCAGGAGAUAGAGAAAAACGCCAGAGAUAAGAGAAAAGUGGUAGAAUCAUUGAAGCAGAUAAUGCUAGUUAGACUUCAAGUUGUGGCGGCAAACAAUGAGUUGAUAGGUGGAAUAAGAGGGGGAGAUCGACAGUUGGUUUUGAAAGCCCAAAUCAGUCCCAGCCAGCUUGCAGUUGGCGGGAAACUAGAUGGUGAACAAAAGAAGGCGGUUGAGGAAGCCCAGAGAAAUCUAGCAGCUCAAACCAAGAAAGUAGAUGAAGCAGUAGCCGUCAUACAGAAAAGGGGAAGCACCCCUCAAGAAAUCGAGGCUGCUGCUAGGGAGGCAUUGGUUCAGGAAGCCAACGAGGACUUUGCCCGGAUAGUUUUAGCCAGUGCGGCCAUAAAACGGGACGAGGCCAUGGAAGCUUUGGCCGCUGUCAUAGAGCAUGGACCCACCGAAGUAGUUGCUGGUUUCAAGGCCAUUGCAGAAGAUAGUAGCAAUGCGGCUUCGGUCAAAAAGAACAUUGAUUUGGUCGUAAAGGGUCGUGAAAAGGUUGUGCCCGCAAACUUGAAGUUGAUCGAGUUGUCAGGCGGCUUGACGAGUCCAACCAUCGGUGCCCAGCCGGUCCGCCAAGCCGACAAAAAGCUCGUCGCGUCUGUGGCUGGAGGCCAACAAGUGCCGCCCACCAUCGACACGCUGAGCGUGGCCGGGACGGCGGACGAGACCAUCAGGAAGGAAAGGAAAGAUGGAAAGGCGGGCCGGGCCGACCGGUUGACUCUCGCGGACGAGUCAGCAGCCAAGGCCGAGCGGGGCCAGGGCACAACCACGCGGCCGGCGGCCGGGGAAGACGAGCUCGAGGUGACGCGCAGGUUGCUGUCGAGACUCUCCGGCGGCGCCGAGCAAUCCGUCGUCCGAGUCGGCUCCGCUGCUGCUAAAGCAGCCGCCCCCAGCGGCACCGUCGCCCCAACUCCAGAAAAAAAGCCUUGA